This is a messenger RNA of Lodderomyces beijingensis, 1059 nucleotides long. Lineage: Eukaryota; Fungi; Ascomycota; Pichiomycetes; Serinales; Debaryomycetaceae. The record is from the annotation of a GenBank genome assembly.
AUGGAAAAGUCUCAAUACACACCUAUAAGUCAGGGGGAAACUGCCGCCGCAGGCGCCCCGGGCGCCAACCGUCACUCGAAACCCCCUUUCAGCUCACAGUUUAAGACGAUACUCAUCAAGACCAUGUUUGCGCUUUCGGUUCUAUUAGCAUUGGUCUAUGUCUUUUUAAACACUUCGAUCUGUCAUCAACAGGGCGCAUCAACCAAGGGCCAUAGAUUGGCCCCUACGAGGCAAACGAUGCCCUUUGAAAUAAUCCAUGAGAACGCCGCCGGAUUCAAUAAAAGAGCAGAUAACGAUACCACUUCGUUCGAGCUAGGCACAAGCUCGUCCUUGACCGGCACCUUAGCCACUACUUUGCCAACCACCACGUCCAACGGCAACGGCAACGGAUAUGGCACCUCGUCGCCAGAUGGACAAACUACGUUGCUGACAACAACAACUAGUGCCACGAGUACAACGUCGAGUUUGCCGCCAAGUGCUGCUACCACGGGUCCAACACUGAGCUCCCCCACCACUUCAACAAGCUCGAGUUCAACCACGAGCUCAUCUUCGAGCUCGACGUUGAUCCCGGCCGAGACCAGUACAACUUCGUCUUCCACCUCUGCCACUAAUGGCAACGCUGGCGAAACAGAGUCGUACCCAUCUACAACCUCCACCACCAGCUCCUCGACUCUGCAGUCUUCGACAACGUCUCCAUCGGUGUCGACUUCGCAGCGAGUGACGGUGAUGUCUUCGGUGCAGGGAGGCAGCACCAUCAUUGUGACUCAAACAUCGCUCAUCUCAACGACACCCACAGCAACGGGCACCAACAGAGACAGCAACAAUGGUGGCGGAUUGUCGGAAACCAACAAGAUUGUUGUCGGGGUGGUGGUUGGCGUGGGAGGCAGUAUAUUGAUUGGAUUGAUCUCGGUCCUUUUCUACUUGAAGAGAAGAAAUAACAACGACCAUGAAAAUGGCUGGACGUUCUGGAGAAAGAAUGAGAAGUUGGGCAGCGACGAGUUUUUCAACGGCGAGUUGGGUGUUCGUGAUAGAAAUAUCAACCAAGGGUCAAAUUUUUAA